AGACUUGGGCUCCUCAAUCCUUCGUUUAUGGAUUUGGUGGACAGAAUGUCCUGUAUCCAGCUAAAGAAAGGAUUUCUCCUAUCGAACACCCAGUGAUGAGAGUCGAAUACCCCAAGAACUCGAUCAAUCCACUCUCAGGAAGAGUCGGAGGUGUUGGAUGGUUCACACACGAUGAUACACCCAACAUGGAGCUGUACUUUCAAUACGAUGUGAUGUUUGAGAAAGGGUUCCAGUGGGUCAAAGGCGGAAAGUUGCCAGGCAUCUACGGUGGUCGCACCGAGUGUUCAGGUGGCAGUGCAGCUUUGGAUUGCUUUUCCAUCCGACUCAUGUGGAGAAAGGAUGGUGAUGGCGAGGCGUACUUAUAUGUUCCCAAAAGUGAACAAGAUGACAGUAUCUCCACCAUUCCUCCGAAAACCGAGAUCAAUCAAAAGUAUGGCAUAUCGGCAGGCAGAGGAGCGUUUAAGUUUACAGACGGUCAAUGGGACACUGUAGGGAUGUAUGUCAAAUUGAACGACAUUGGUCAGCGUAACGGAGUCUUCAAAAUUUGGAUAAAUCAGAAGCUUGCCAUUCAAUUUGACAAAGUUGUUUGGAGAACCAAGGACAUCUCUAUUGAUGGCGUACAAUUUGAAACCUUCUUUGGUGGUAGUCGCCCUGGUUUCGAGGCUGCCGAGCAAUCAUUCACGUACUUUAGAAACGUCUUCUAUGACCAAACCCCUCCAUCUUCCCUCUUAUAGCAAUAACGAAUAACCCUCCAUGUAAUCAAAGUUACUCUUGCCCAUUUUUUGUUAUUAAUACUGUUGUAACAACGAGAAAAAAAAAUCUUUGUACAGUGGUGCGAAAAUAUUUACGAAAGAUUGGUCAUAUUUCCGCCGUAUC
Molecule: messenger RNA, 876 nt
Organism: Umbelopsis ramanniana AG
Lineage: Eukaryota; Fungi; Mucoromycota; Umbelopsidomycetes; Umbelopsidales; Umbelopsidaceae
Exons: 4
Coding region: 96-734 (212 amino acids)
Source: RefSeq, a predicted model, not a curated record